AUGGAAUCGCGAGAUGAAUGGAGACGCGCAGAUGCAUCCUCGCAUCCACGUGGCUUCCCUCCUCCCCCCCAUCCCCUUCUUCCCCCUUCUCCCUCUUCCCCCGCCUCCCCCAUUCCCAGUCCACCUUGGGUCCCCGUGGGAACACGUCCCAAACUCCGCAACGUCCUCAUCGGAUUCGUGGACUCUCGGAAGAUGAGAGGGUUGGUGGUCGUCUUCCUCUGCUGCGUCGUGCCCGUUCCGGCCCAGGAAUUCCCCAAAAGUGGAAACUCUCCUGAUCUGAAUGCGGCUGAGAACAUUGGGGUUAUCCUGAAGACGGAGUUGAGGUUCAUGCACAUGGAGGGCAAGCAGAAUGGAUUCUCCCGGGAAGCCUUGCAAAGCGACAUCACCAGGGGGUUGAAGGACGUGGAAGAUGACACCGAACUCUUUAAGCGCCUCUUUUCAUCUUACCCCGCUCGUAUUAAAGCUUUAAGAGACAGAGGCAGGGGAAUGCAGAUAAAUUGCACGAGCGAGUCCUGCGAGGAGCUGUGCAGGCCUGGCUUUGCCAAAGAAGAGUGCUGCAAGCACUGUCAUCCUCAGCCCCUAGCACAAGGGCUGACGUCUGGCGGCGAGGAGGGCCCCUCGUGCAAGCACAACGGGAGAACGUACCGGUCUGGGGAGUACUUCACGUCCAACACAACGGGGCUCACGCCCUCUGGCAGGGGGGAGUGCGUCUCCUGCACCUGCGAGUGGGGGCUCGUGAUGUGCAAGCUGAAGAAGUGUCUGGGACAGGGGAACUGCAAGAGCCUCUCGCGGGAACCAGGCGACUGCUGCCCCGCCUGUCCAGAUCAAAGGUUUCCAGAGGAUGAGGCCCCGUUGGUGACGUUCGCGAGGACGACGCCCAAGUCCAGGGAAUUCGGCAAGGACUGCACUUACGACAGCGACAGGCACUACAAACACGGCGCUCGGUGGAAUCCCUCGAUGGGGCCGUUCGGCAUCAUGGCGUGCGUUGUCUGUUCGUGCGCGAACGGCGUUAUCUCCUGCCGUCGCCUGAAAUGCCCCUCCACCCGAUGCGAACGCCCUCUCGUCUACCUCCCUGGCAUGUGCUGCCCCGCAUGCCCCAAGGACGAGGAGGCGGCGGUGGGAGGGAAGGAGCUGCAGGCGUCCGACCGCUUCUGCAUCCCCCGGGCGGCGCCCUUCCUCGUCUACAAGGCCCUCACGCACGGAGAGGACGGACGCGUCACCGUGCAGUUCUUCUUCCGACCGGGAGAGCCCGGAAUAGAAGGAAAAUCCAUCGAGGAACACAUCUGGGGAUUCUCGGACCGAGGGAUCGAGUCCUUCAACACCAAGGAUCUCACCGAGGCCCAGUUCCAGGGAUUCAACAAGGUCUUCGUGCUCGGUGCCACGUCAAAACGGAACAUCUACCGCUUCACGAAGAAGGAGAAACGAUUCUACGAGCGGUGCAAGAAGCGGUGCGACUCGAAGCUGCACCGGCUGGAGGCAGCGUUGAAGCUCCGACCAGCCUCCACCCCGCGAGGGCCCUGCGCCCCGCACGAGAUCCAGGUGUGA
Messenger RNA from Darwinula stevensoni, 1545 nucleotides. The record is from the annotation of a GenBank genome assembly. Lineage: Eukaryota; Metazoa; Arthropoda; Ostracoda; Podocopida; Darwinulidae.